Messenger RNA from Marchantia polymorpha subsp. ruderalis, 1097 nucleotides. Lineage: Eukaryota; Viridiplantae; Streptophyta; Marchantiopsida; Marchantiales; Marchantiaceae. The record is from the annotation of a GenBank genome assembly.
UAUAGUUGCACCCGUCGAUGCCAGUUGCAUUCGAUUGAAUUUCCUUCCGCACUAACAUUACACUCUUGCCAAAUUCAAACUUUCGAACAUCAGCAUUCCUGCCUCCGAAACCUUCGAGCACGAUGGCAUCCAUCAGCGCAAUGAACACCGCAGCCGUGCAGAUCGGGGCCGUCUGCAAUGUCCAGGGGCUUCCUUCAACGAGCUCCAGCACUGCGAGGAUGAGCUCAAGUGCCCACUUCGGAUCGUUCCGAUUGACUUCCGCUGCUCCUCGUUGUAGAUCUUCUCGGGGACUUGUCGUCAGAGCUAAAGACGAGCCUAGCAAUGUCAUCGAUUCGUUGAAGGAGACAGCGAACAAGGCUGUUGACAACUUCAAGAACUCCAGUCAAGAUUUGGGUGACCAAGCCGAGAGCUUGAAGAACUCCUUAAUCGGAAAGGCUGAAAACGCCGAGAACGACUUGAAGAGGAACGUGAGCAACGGCAACGGCAUUCAAGCCAACCUGCAAAAUGCCGGGGAGAGCUUGAAGGAAAAACUUGACCAGGUGACAGGACAAGCCGAGAAAGCUGUAGACAAGAGAUCGAACCAAGCUCAAGAUGUAGGUAGUGACUUGCAAGCCAACCUGAAGAACGCCGGAGACAGUUUGAAGAAGACCUUGGACAAGGUCACCGGACAAGCCGAGAAUGCUGGUGAUAAAGUCCAGAGUCGUGCUGACCAGGGAGGAAAGGAGGCCCAGAAUGUUGCUGGUGAUUUGCAACAGAAUUUGAAGAACGCCGGAGACAGUCUGAAGAAGCAGUUCGAUCAGGCUAUAGGCAAAGCCCAGGACUCCGUCGACGAUGUCAGAAGAAAGUGAACAAUGUCUCAUUUCAUGUACAGGCUUUUGGAAAUUGGGAAUAGUUGAUGGAGAAUAACAUGGACUCAUUGUCUUGAUUAACGUCUCGACAGAGGUCUAGAGUUUGUUAAUCACUUGUAAGGUAGAUUCGAAACUCUGUAACGAGACACUAGGAUCCGAUAUCGGGAAACUGUUCAAGUUUAUCGAUCAUGUUCGUCUGAGAACAGAACAACAAGAAUGUAAACGCUGUACCAUAUAUCAGUAAACGCU